Molecule: messenger RNA, 663 nt
Organism: Angiostrongylus costaricensis
Lineage: Eukaryota; Metazoa; Nematoda; Chromadorea; Rhabditida; Metastrongylidae
Source: the annotation of a GenBank genome assembly
CUUUCGAUUUUCGUUCGCCAUUUCGUCUCAAAUGGCCCGUUCGGUCGAUCGGUCUCGUACGGCUUUACUGGAGAGAUAUUUGCUUCCUUAGUUAUACAGUAUAACCGUGGUCAGUUCAGACAUCGUGGAGAGCUGGACAUGGCAGAGAAGUACAACUACGAUCUGAGUAAGGCACAAUUGAAAGCCAGCAGCAGGACGUCCGCUUUACUCGCGGGUUUUGCAAUGGUUGCCUUAGUGGAGCUGCAGUACGACCAGAACACGCCUCGCUGGUUGUUGGUCCUGCUGGGCGUCGUCACUACGCUGCUCGUCUCCGUCCAUCUCCUCGCCCUCAUGAUGUCCACCUGUAUUCUGCCUUACAUGGAGGCCACCGGUUGUACGCAGGACUCGCCACACAUUCGGUUAAAAUUCUACAUCGACCUUUCGUGGUUGUUCUCGACUUGCAUAGGACUUCUUCUCUUCCUUGUUGAGAUCGGUAUUAUUUUCUUCGUGAAGUUCACCUCUGUCGAGUACCAACUGGCCGGAUACAUCACAACGGCCAUGCUCAGUGAGCUUGGUUACUUUUUUCCUUUUUCAUUAUGUUUUCUAGUCGACACAAUGAAGCAAUUCUUGGACGUUGAGGCUCAAAUUCCUAAGGCAUCUUUACGUACCGUCAAGGACAUCUGA